Molecule: messenger RNA, 1635 nt
Organism: Encephalitozoon intestinalis ATCC 50506
Lineage: Eukaryota; Fungi; Microsporidia; Unikaryonidae
Product: chromosome segregation protein
Exons: 1
Coding region: 1-1635 (544 amino acids)
Biological process (GO): attachment of mitotic spindle microtubules to kinetochore
Cellular component (GO): Ndc80 complex
Source: RefSeq, a predicted model, not a curated record
AUGACUCGGAGAUUCACCAUGACGCCGAACUCCAGGAAUUCUAUUAAGACACCUAUUUCAGGGGCGAAGGUUGCUCUAUUUCCAAGACACUCUGUAGCGGCUGAGGAGAUCAAGAGGAGGGAUAUGAGGCUGGUGAGAGAGAAAGGAUACAAGCAGCAGUGUGUUGACACUAUUUUAGGGUUUUUGAUGGAAAAUGGAUACGAUGGACAGAUAUCACAGAAGAUCAUGCAUAACCCGUCUUCGAAGGACUUCCAAAGUAUCUUCAAGUUCCUGUAUGGAUUUGUGGACGACUUUGUGUUCUCCUCAAGGUUUGAGGACGAAGUUGUGAAUGUGAUGAAGAAUUUGAGGUAUCCAUAUUGCGGGGAGAUUACGAAAAGCCAGCUGAGUGCAAUAACACCCCACACAUGGCCUGUAAUUCUAAGCAUGUGCAGCUGGCUAGUGGAGCUGAUAAGGCAUGGAGCAACUCUUCUCGAGCAGGAGGAAGAGAAGAGUGUUGAGAGCUGUUUCUUUGAGUAUGUGUGUGAUGGGUAUAUGAGAUUUAUGGAAGGAGAUGAGGAUGAUGCGGCUCUUGAGGAGGAAUUUGAGAGGAAGGUCACAGAGAUAUACACGGGGAUAUUUAAGGAGAUCGAUCGAAAGAAGGAGGAACUUUCCCGGAUUGAGGAGAUGAUAGGGAAGUCUCGAAGGAUGUCUGAAAGCCUUGGAGAGCUGGAGAGAAAGAAGAGAGAGUUGACAGAUGAUCUGAACAUGCUGAUAGCUUCUGAGAAACAGCUUGAGGGGAAGAAGAAGAAGUAUCUAGGGGCUAUUGAGCGUCUUUGCGAAGAUAUUGCAAGGGUUGAGGAGGAGAUUGAAAGCCAAAGGGUACAAGAGGAAGGAUUGAGGGUUCAAAUAACGAAACAGAAGAUCAAUCCUGAAGACGUAAGGGAGAUGAAUACCGAGAAGAUGGAGUUAUUUAAGGAGCUAGAAAGAAUGAAGCCGGAGAAGGAGGGGCUUAUGAGAGAGGUAGGAGAACAAGAAAGAGAAGCACAGGAAAAGGUUGAAGAGGUUGAGAAGUUGUUUUUUGAUCUGAAGGGUCUUCGAGAUGAGAUUUCAUUGAGGAUAGUGAAGGACACAAAGGGAGGGGUCCAAGUAGUGAAUGAGGUAAGCAACGAGGUGUUUGACAACGGAAUAGCUUCGGUGAUUGUACGUCUUGAAGAGGAGCUAAAUGGAAGAAGUGAUGUUCUUGUGGCAGGGGAGAUGAACAAAGGUAUGCUUGAGGAAGCAAGGGCAGAGAAGGAAGGAAUGUCUAGCGAACUAAGCAACAGACUCAAAUAUUGCAGUGAUAAGCUUUUGAUGGCAGGAAAGUUGUAUCUGGAGAAGAAGGAGAUAUCUGAGAACGAGCAAAGGAAGAGCAAGACCGAAAUGGAGCUGCUGGAGAACGAACUUCUGAAGCUCAAUCUGGAGUCCAACACGUCUCUGCUGAUGAGUGAGCAGAAGCUACAAAAAGCCAAGAUACUUCUUGACAGAACACUCAACACCAUAAACUAUGAGAGAGAGGAGAUUAGCAAGAUGGUGUUUAACUUCUACAACACAGUUGUUGAUGUUCAUACAUUGAUCCAGUCACAGGUUGGAGACCUGAGGACCUUACUGAACAGGUGA